Messenger RNA from Papilio machaon (common yellow swallowtail), 5048 nucleotides. RefSeq names its product fibrosin-1-like protein (gene tay). NCBI's taxonomy places the organism in Eukaryota, Metazoa, Arthropoda, Insecta, Lepidoptera, Papilionidae. The record is from RefSeq and is a predicted model, not a curated record. The transcript has 15 exons. Bases 401 to 4846 code for a protein of 1481 amino acids.
CGCAACGCAGCGUUGGCGUCGUGCAACACCUUUCAUUGUAUUGACUAUUGACUGAUUCCGAACACAGAGAAUAAUGUAUAAAUCUAAUUUAUCGUUUUAUUGUCUUACUUCUUGUUAAAUUUUAUUGUAGUAUAUUCUAGUAUAAGUGUAAUUAUGUCCCCAUUUACGUAAAUGUGAAAUAAUACAGCACAUUGAGUGUUACGCGGCCAUUUUACUUGCAAUGCGGCAACGGUGUACGAUCCGCCAUUGGAAACGACUAGUGUCUUUUUCUGAGGGCUGUAUUUGUAAUUCGUCGAAUUACAAGGCAUAAAAACAAGGUAUACAAUGUGUGAUAAAAGUGUAGUGCGGACUUUAGUGUAGUGAAGCACGGUGGUCGGGUGUUUCGAAUAAUGUGCGAACGAUGGAAAACGAAGUGAAGCAGCGCAAUCAAAGAAAUAGGCGAAGGGAGCGGGCGCAGCGCAUGCAAGCACAGCGAGAGAGCAAAGUUAAGGAUGGGGACAGCGGGGAGGACGAGUCUCCGGCGAGAGAGAAGCCGCCUCGUCCUCCAGCCAGGAGAAAGAAGUCGAAGGAGCCGCUCGGGGAAGAAGAUAUCAUUGAUGGUUUCGCCAUAAUGGCAUUUCGCACCUAUGAAGAUCUCGAGGCUGCUGUAAAAUGCGCUUCUUCACCUCGUACCAACGCGCUGUCGACCAAGCCGCGGCUACCGCUCGCUGCGUUGGCCGGCGACGCGCCCCGGAACCACCCACCAAACAAUGUCAACUCACAUGGUAUAACGCUGCUUCAAGACGCUGGCACGUCGGAUGACAGUGGAAGGGCAUCUGAACGGCUCACGGGCAGCUCAUUGGCGCCACGCGACCCCGAUUCCUCGCGCGAUCGUCUUAGUGACGCCAGUAGCCGCUGUAGUUCCGGAAAAGGCUAUAUCUGUGAUAGUGAAGGCGACGACGACAAGGCGAGUCCAGAAAACAGUAGAAAUGCCUCACCAAGAUAUCACGAUGUGUCAAUGGAUGAUGCAUCGGACACCGGCUCUCUGUUCCGGGUGACUGGCGCCGGCGCGGGCGCCGGAGGGAAGAACGAAUUGGUGGCACGCGGAGGCAGCGGCGGCGCGCUGGCCUUGUCGCGUGCGCCAGUUGGCGGCAGCGCGAGCCCUGCGCCUGCGCCACUGCCGCAGCCUGCGCCCUCGCCCGCUCCCGCCGCCCUGCCCCCGCCUGCGCUGCCGCCCCCGCCCUUCCGCGCAGACACCCCGCACCGGCCCAGCAGCGCGCAUAUCCCCGCGCUCGACGGACAUGCAGCCACGCAGAUACCGGCGCGGCCGGUUGGCGCUGCGGGCCCGGACACACCCGAGCGGCCCGCCAGCAACAACAAGCUGCAGCCCGGUGCACGCGCUGCAGCUGACAGCCCGACGCCUGCACCGCCCGCGCCGCCUGCGCCCUCGCCGCUUUUCCCAUCGCACACCGCGUACCAAGGCCACGCAACCGCCGCGCUACCUGACUAUCGCCACACGAACCACGAAACGCGGACGGAGCCAAGCGAGCCGGCGGGGGCGCCGUUGGACUUGCACGCGCAUCACGCACAACGGCCGCAGCACGCCCCGCCUUCUCCCCUCGCGCAGGCGCACCCGCACGCCGCACUGCCCGGCCGGGUGCCGCACCCGCAGUCACACCCCGUCAUGCCCGGACACGAUGUUCGGAAUCCCCCGCCCUCCACGCAACCUCAUCCCGUACCCACCUCAUUUCCCAAUCGCAUCAGCGGCCUUCCCCAAACUUCUACCCCAACCUCAAAUACCACCUGUCUUCCCAACCAGAAUGUCCCCGGGCGGCCACACUCUCCUGCCGCGUCCCGCUCGUAUCCCGCCCCCGCUAUCGGGUCUAGUCAUGUAAACUCGAGUAUAAGUUCCAGUAUUCACGGCCAUUCUAUACCUUAUCAAAGUCAAACCAGUUUGCAAAAACAUUCCGUUCAAUUGCCGUAUGCGAACCGGCCGUCACACCUCUCGUCGUUUAGCGUCGCGAAUCAUAUCGCUCCCAGUUAUAUACCAUCGACAGCUAAUCAGAUGGCGACUCAUUUAAGCCAUUCUAUCAACAGCCAUUCCAUUAUGAGCCACCAAAGUAUUCCUAUGAGCAAUUCCAAUCCGUUAGCGACAUCCACACCGAAUCACAUCGGUGCGCCGCACUCUCUGGCUUCCACGACGACGAGUACUAUGUCGAGUUACUCGCACAUGAAGCAUCCUGGUUUGAGUUUACCACCUCAUUCGACGUCGCUGGCGCCGCCCGUAUCUAUGAUGCAGCCAGUUAAUCAUGCGGAUGCGCCGACAUCGACCAGCGCGAUAACAAACACGACACCCUCAUCAAAUAGCAGCAAUUCUCAUCCACUCGCCCAACCUGUGGAUUCGAGACAGGCGGUGGUGUCCUCUGGCGAGCCGCCUAGGAGCGAGGGCCCCGUCACUAGCAGUACUCUCGCGGCCUCUAAUGGCUUCCCUCCCCCAGCGGUUUACUCUGCUAACUCUUAUCCUCCUCUAUACGCCCCUUACGCCACCACGUUACAACAUAGUCCAUAUUUACCACCAGCGGCGGCUUCUCCAAGGAAUACCAGUGACACGAGAACAAGUCUAUCGGCGUCACCGCUAGUCGCCCCCAAGACACCGAAAGGUGUGCGGCCUCACACUCCGGGCUCUCUGGGCGCGGCAGGCGCUUCACACGCAUCGCUCUCGUACUCGCCACGCGGACACAGCCCUGGCAGGGAGCGGGAAAGCUUCAGCAGCAACGUCAGCAGUCUGUCUCGGAGUACGCCUGCGUCUGCGGCGAGUGCGCCCGUGUCUGCGUCCUCGUUGAGCGUGCCGCACGCAGCAACACUGGCUGCGCCGCUAGCCGCGCCUUUAGCUGCGCCACUAGCCGCGCCGCUAGCUGCGCCAAUCGCUGCGCCGCUAGCUGCGCCGUUGGCAGCACCUCUAGCCGCGCCGCUAGCAGCACCGCUAGCCGCGCCCCUCACAUCAUCGCUGGCCGCACCGCUCGCAGCUCCGCUACCGACACCGUUGGCAGCACCGCUUACGACUUCCCUGGGCGCGGGGCUGAGCGGCGGGCUAACGGCGCCGCUGGCCGCGCCUACACCGACACCCGCAGCGCCCGCCGCGCCCGCGCACCUGACGCACUCGCUGGCGCCAGUGCCCACCGUGCCCAGCAUCAGCUCCAGCGCCAAACCGCCCGCGCACUGGGGGGUAACCAGGCCAACGGCAGCAGACCGGCCGGCGUUCCCCCCCGCGCCGCCGCUCUUUGGUGCUCCGCUAGCGCCGCCCAAUCCCAAUCCGUUUUCUGCAGAAUCACUUUUUCAAUCCAGUCCAGGGGCUGAUUUGCUGAGGCGAGAGUUGGACAAUCGGUUCCUAGCGGCGGCCGGUGCGGUGGGCGCAGUAGGUGGUGUGGGCGGCGUGGGCGUUGGGUCGGUGGGCGUGCGCACCGAGCUGCACCACCACCAGCACCAGCACACGCACGUGCACCAGCACCAGCCGCACAGCGCGCAUCCCACACAUCCCACACACCCCGCUCACCCCACGCACUCGGCACACCCCGCGCACCCCGCGCAGCCCACACAGCAUCAUCCGCACCAGCUGAUGGUGCCGCACUCACCACUGUUUAAAGACGUUAGCAAAAUGUCGUCAUUGUACCGAACGGGGCUAGGACUCGGGUACCCGUACUCGUCAAGUCUGCUGCACCCCACUGCCCCCUACGUACCCCCCGCGCCGCUCACCACAUACGCCCCCAAGCCCGUAGUGUCGGCCGCAAGCGACUCCGCCACUAAACCACCACCACGUCCCGCCGCCGCGAAAACUGGAAAAUGGAAUGCAAUGCACGUCCGCAUCGCGUGGGAGAUAUACAAUCACCAACAGAAGGAGAAGUCUGGCGGCGCGCUGCUCAGUGGCGCGGACAAGGAGAAGCUGCGCGCCUUCCCCGCGCCCGCGCCGCCGCCCCCCGCCUACCGCUCGCCCUACGAGCUGCCCUCGCCCUACCUGCCGCACCACCCGCACCUAGGUAGCAGCCGAUACUCCGCCCGCCCCGCGCUCGCGCCCCUCACGCCUCUCGCCCCCCUCGCCCUCGCCACUCACAGAGAUUUGGGCGUUUCAGGGGUGUCGCCGUUCGCGCGCUACGGCGCAGGGGCUUUCCCCGGCGCGCCCGGCGCCUUCGGCCUCUCGCCCUACUCGCGCGACCUGGCUCUCUCGUCCUCCUUGCACGGCGUACACCACCCGCCGCCGCUCGGAUUGCACGACGCGUGGCGCGGGGUGCGUCCGCCCGUCUCGGCCGCGGCCGAGGUGCGCCGGGAACACGAGGAGAGGGAGCGCGCGCGGCGGGAGAGGGAGGAGCGCGAGAGGAGGGAGCGGGAGGAACGCGAACGCCGCAAAGCGCGCGAGCGCGAGAUCGAGAGAGCCCGCACGCGCUCGCCGCUACGGAACGGAGUACCCGAACCGAAAGACGAGCGCAAGGAACCGCCGCGGCCGCCGCCCACGCUGCCGGCGUAUCCGCCUCCCCCGCCCUGGGAUCCGUACCGAACCUUCGAUCCGCUGCAGCACAUGAGGUUCGCGCCACUAGUGGAGGCGGCGAUCCGGGCCGAGGAAGACCGCGCCAAGAUGCUGAGCGCGUACGCGCACCACCAGCAGCUGAAGUCGGGGCCGCUGCUGCACCGCGGGCUGCACGGCGGCCACGUGGCGCACGGGCAUGGCCACCCGCACGGCCCGCACGCCACCCACCCGGGCCACGGCUCGCUGCCGCUGGGCGCCCACGGUUCGCUCGCGCCCCUACCCCCGCUCGCGCCGCCCCUUGCGCCCCUCGCUCCCCUCGAUCUGUUGAAAAAGGAGGAGCCGCGAUGAUAGCGACCCGCCCCCGCCCACAACUGAUGUAAAUACAGCGUGAACGAUACACCCAAGUGAGAGUACGACUUAUUUAGAUAUAUAUCGUUUCACUUUAUCGGUUUAGAGAAUAAUUUAUUGUGUUGAGGUGUGGCUGGAGCGGGGGGGGGCGGCGGGGGCGGCGAGGGCGCUUCUCUUGUGCAAUACGGGGCGAGGAGUGGGG